GUGACUGACCGAAAAAAAAAUGUUUUUGCUAAUUGUCAAAAACUGUGAAAAUUUUGACAUUUUUGUACAUUCGACAUUGUUCCGGUAUUUCACAAAAAAAAAUUAAUGGCUAAUUCUCGUAUUCAUAAGUGUGUUCUUUACUUUAAAUUAUUAUUUAAUCCCAUAUCAAAAUCAAGGUCGCCAAAGCUUCUGUCACUAGAAAUUAGUAACGUUCCUCGGAGACACUAUGCGAAGUGCCCACCGUUGGGAGGAGGGGGAGCAGGAGGGGGGUCCAAAAAGCAGAUUGAUCCGCGAAGAAUAUUCAAAGUCUAUAGAUAUGGAGGCAUAGCCACAAAAGAAGUUCCAAAGAUGCAAACCUUCGAACUUGACGUCUCUAAAUGCGGUCCGAUGCUUCUUGAUGCAAUGAUCAAACUCAAAGAUAUGGAUCCGACAUUCAGCUUUAGAAGAUCCUGUCGAGAAGGUAUCUGUGGAUCGUGCGCCGUUUGUCUCCAAGGUAAAAAUUGCUUGGCAUGUAUUACAGCGAUACCACAAGCUAAAACCAUUACUAUUCACCCCAUACCGCACAUGUAUGUCAUCAGAGAUCUGGUGGUGGAUAUGACCCACUUUUUGAAUCAGUACAGCACAAUCCGACCAUAUCUUAUAAGGAAGAGUACGCCUCGUAGUAUGGGACAGUUCCAAUACGCUCAAAGCGAUGAAGAUUGGCACAAGUUCGUGGGGUUGUAUGAGUGUGUGUUAUGUGCAUGUUGUGCAACUUCUUGCCCUAGCUAUUGGUGGAACGGGCGCAGAUUCCUUGGGCCGGCCUCAUUACUCCACGCCUACCGAUGGGUGAUUGACUCCAGAGAUGAAGAUAGUGUGAACCGUCUAUGCGAACUACGGGAUGACUUCAAAGCAUUCCGCUGUCACACGAUCUUAAAUUGUGUUUUGGCGUGUCCCAAAGGACUGAACCCAGGGUUGGCUAUAGCUAGACUAAAACGCCUUAUCACUGGAUUAGACAAGAAACAAGUACCAGGUAUGGAUCCCUUGAAAUUGAGUGGUGGCGGUGGUGGUGGCGGGACAUCUAGUUUAGAGUCUUGUAUCCAAUCAAAAUCUGGUAAAUAA
Messenger RNA from Spodoptera exigua (beet armyworm), 1098 nucleotides. NCBI's taxonomy places the organism in Eukaryota, Metazoa, Arthropoda, Insecta, Lepidoptera, Noctuidae. The record is from the annotation of a GenBank genome assembly.